This is a messenger RNA of Physcomitrium patens, 1081 nucleotides long. RefSeq names its product large ribosomal subunit protein eL24. The record is from RefSeq and is a predicted model, not a curated record. Gene Ontology annotation, cellular component: cytosolic large ribosomal subunit. Gene Ontology annotation, molecular function: structural constituent of ribosome; mRNA binding. Gene Ontology annotation, biological process: cytoplasmic translation. Lineage: Eukaryota; Viridiplantae; Streptophyta; Bryopsida; Funariales; Funariaceae.
UGGGGUUUGCUUUUGAGGUAGGGGAGAGGCCUCGAAUUUCUCUCUCUUGGCGGCAGCGACGUUGCCACAUCCCUCCCGCGCUUACGCUUCCGCUGCUCAGCCAUAGCUUAGCUAGCUCGUAACCAUGGUGCUCAAGACUGAGGUGUGCAGGUUCUCCGGCGCCAAGAUCUACCCUGGGCGGGGGAUCAGGUUCAUCCGGAGCGACAGUCAGGUGUUCCUUUUCCUCAACAGUAAGUGCAAGCGGUACUUUCACAACCGGCUGAAGCCCGCUAAGUUGUCAUGGACGGCAUUGUUCAGGAAGCAGCACAAGAAGGACCUUCACGACACCACUGUCAAGAAGAAACGCCGCACCACCAACAAGCCGUACUCUCGGUCCAUCGUGGGAGCCUCGCUCGAGGUGAUCCAGAAGAAGAGGACGGAGAAGACGGAGGUGCGUGCCGCAGCCCGCGAGGCGGCGUUGCGGGAGAUCAAGGAGAGGAUCAAGAAGACAAAGGAUGAGAAAAAGGCGAAGAAGGCCGAGGUGGUGAAGACGACGAAGGGAGUGGGGAAGCAGGUGGCACGGGGUCCUCAGCCCAAGGCUGGCAAGACCGGAGCUGGAGGCAAGCGUUAAGGGCGGCAGUAUGCAGGGCAAGCUAUGAGAACUUCAUGUUUUGUGGGAUUGUUCAAUUUAUGGUUAAUCUAAUUCUCGUAAUGCACACCAAAGUUGGCAACCACAAUGGAUUGUUAGUACUCCCCACUGAAUGUCAUUGGAUUGACUUUGAAUCCUCGAAUGACGAUUCUCGUUUGAUAUGUGCCUCUUCUUUGCGUUUCUUUUUUUUCAGUUUAUUCCGUUUCACUUAUUUUAGUAACCUGGGAAAUUUGUCUUGAUCCCCGAAAGCAAUGUAGACAUUUAGACGGUUGUCCAACAAUUAUUGUUUUCAUUGAAGAACUCUAGAUGUUUUUAGGGUUGAGAACUCUUGGCUACCCUGAAACCUGUUAGUUUAUGAUUCAACGCUCGUUAAUGUCGGAACUAAUAUUCUCAAUUUUACCCUAGUGUGGUAUGUCAAUACUACUGCACAAUGUGUAGUUUAAUUUCUGCCUA